Molecule: messenger RNA, 654 nt
Organism: Giardia duodenalis
Lineage: Eukaryota; Fornicata; Diplomonadida; Hexamitidae
Exons: 1
Coding region: 1-654 (217 amino acids)
Source: RefSeq, a predicted model, not a curated record
AUGAGCACUGCCGCGUAUAACAGAUCGAAGAUCCGUCACCUAUCUAUGCACGCACGGGACUGCCUGUACUAUAAAAACGAAGAUUGCACCUGUGGUAUUGGAAAUAAGAUGCCUACUACCAAUCUGCCUCCACAGACGCGGAACUUGGCAUACAUGUUCGACAGAGAGCAGAUGUGGCGUGAUCCCAUGGGAUUAGAGCCUCGUUACUCUUCUAGCUUAUCUACACAUCAAAGAGAUACGGGCCAUUCCCCUCACUUGUGUGAUCGAGCGUGGACUGAUGAUCCGCAAUGUUGGUGUAACAUGCUCCGCAUAUCAGAGCAAGAGAGAGCUCAAUGCAAAGCUCGGAUGACUCGUCAUCGCCCAAAAGAGCUCUACGGAAGAGAUCCAUAUGCUGACCUACCUUGCGUUAUGAGGACCUAUCAAGGAGAAAGGGUAAUCGUCCCACACAAGAUCCCGCAGAGGGAACCGCCAUAUGGCUGGGGCUUUCGAAAUUCCUUCGAGCUGAGGGAGCCAAGAGAUUAUACAAAGGAAUACCUCGAGAUUUUGCAAAAGGAGAACUCCUUCUGCGGCACAUUCUUUAAGCCAGCAGGAGUUAGCGGCCGCAACGGAGUCCAAAAUGGGUUUUGGCCAUUUGGAGGCCCAAAGGAAGCUUGA